AUGACGACGGACGACCGGACCGCCAUCGCGCCCGCGCCGACCGAGCGCCUCAUGGAGGCAGCGCGUGAGGAAGACAUGCACAUGGACGAAGCUCUAGUGAUGGAGUCUGCGCCUGAAGAUGAAGCCGUCGAGGAUGACGCCACCAGCAAAGACCCCAAGGGCGUCGGCCAAGGCGAAGCACAUGACGCCGAGGAAGAGCCGAUGCGUGAGAAAGAGCCCCGCGAAGACGACGAAGCGCCAUAUAUGAACGUCAACAACGUCGAGGAGGCCGUCAACGAAGCCCCGGUCGUGGUUGAAGAGGAGAGCGCUGUCACCCUGGCGACCGACGAGACUGCCGCUUCUGAGCUUGAAGCGCCUGCCCACGAGGAGAUCCUCCAUGAUGUCGCUGUCGGGACCGAGCCCGAGGCGCCGGAAGCUCUCAUGACACCUGCCAAGACCAACCUGGUGGCCUCAGACGCCUCGGUCGACGCAGUGUACACGACGCCGCAAGCCAAGGGUGCGUUCAGCGGGGACAUUUCGUUUGACGGUCCGAGCCACUUUGAUCUGAACACGCCGAGCGCAGACGCCAAGUACCUUCGUGGCGAGGACGCCAAGACGGCCUUUGUCAAGACGCCGUACAAGCCGGCGAACGCCAAGCUCAGCUACACGUCGCUGGAGCUCCAAGCCAUCAAAGCGCGCCGCGCCGAGCUCGAAAAGGAAAAGCUUCGCAAUGAAAAGUACCGACUUGUCGCGCAGAAGCAGUCGACGCACCAAAUGGUCGAGCGAUCCACCAAGCCGCUGACGCUGCCGAUCACGCCCGAGCUGCUCAGCACCAAGCGCGGUGCGUUGCGCUGCGUUGGUCACGACGCAACCCACCCGUGCACGCCCGAGUGCGACCGCAAGGCCGCCUUCUUGACCGCCGAGGAGCUUGUCGCGCGCCCCGACCGCGUAACUGGCAUCCCACAUUCCAAGCCCUUGCGCCGAACGUCGGCGCACUCGCCGUUCCUGCAGACUGCGACCCGCGCCCGUCGCAGCGACGUCACCGAGGCCGAAACCACCAACAACGGGCCGAUCUCGGCCGCCGAUCUCGUGUGCCGCAAGCCCCGCGCUGCGUCGCCAGCCCGGACGUUCAAGCGCACGGUACCCGCGUCGCCCUUCCUAGAGACCAAGCACCGCGCCAAGAAGCCGCGCUUUGACGACAAGGAGAACAUGGACCCGUCGACGCCCGUGGUCACGGCGGAAGCGCUCGUGGCGCGCCCACUGCACACCAAAAUGCCACACGACGUAGCCAAGAAGACAAUUACGAUCGCGGCCGCGCCCCACCUCAUGACGAUGGAGCGAGCGACGAUGCAAGCGACGUACCGCAAGGCGGUGCCACAAGUCGACGAAGACGCGAUCGAGCUUGCCAAGCAGUUUCACGCGUCGCCAGUACCAACGUCUUUGCAUAAACCAAGCACGCUCAAGAAGACGCGCCGGUCGCCGCUAUCGACGGUGCAAGCCAAGACGCCGCCGCUCAAGUCGCUCGAGCGCCACCGCAAGUACAAGGCGGAUUUCGAAGCGCGUCAACAGAAGCAGCUCGAGGACGAUGACGCCAAGCGCGUCUUCAAGGCGCAGCCAAUGCCGAUCGUCACGGGCACCACGCUUGUCGUCAAGUCCAAGACGCCGCUGACAGUUGCCGCGCCGUUCCAGUGCCCCGGCGACGUCUUCCACGAGCGCCAUCUCGAGCACAUGCAGGUCCUCCGCGAAAAGGCCGAAGACGACUUGCGCAACCAGAUGCGCGUCAAGGCGACGCCGAUCAUGCUCUCGACGCACGUCGUCGGCGUCGCGCCAUCGACCAAGCCCUUGACCGAGGCCAAGAGCCCGUCGCUGGCGCUCAAGCGGCGCAUGGUCGACCGUGCGGCGUACGACCGCAAGGAGCAGGAGCGCCGCCAGCAAGACGAGGAAGCCCGCCUGGUGCUGGCAAAGGAAGCGGCGCGCAAGGAGCAACUCGAGCUCAAGGCGUACCGCAAGAACGAGCUCACGUUUCGCGCGCUCAAGCGGCGAAGGACCAAGGCGCUGGAGUAG
Messenger RNA from Saprolegnia diclina VS20, 2043 nucleotides. RefSeq lists its product as hypothetical. The transcript has a single exon. Lineage: Eukaryota; Oomycota; Saprolegniomycetes; Saprolegniales; Saprolegniaceae. The coding region runs from base 1 to 2043 and encodes 680 amino acids. The record is from RefSeq and is a predicted model, not a curated record.